AUGGAGCUAACAUCUAUUCUUCUUCUUUUAACCAAUGGGAUUCCUUUGGCUUUCACUCAGUUCAACGGAUAUAACUGUGAUCCGAACUUUCACAGCAGAUUUCCAGGUGAGCGGGACAUCAGUGUGUACUGCGGAGUGCAGACCAUCACCCUGAAGAUUAACUUCUGCCCUGUGCUCUAUUCCGGUUACACGGACGCUGACUUGGCCCUGAACGGUCGCCACGCAGACGUCCACUGCCGAGGUUUCAUCAACAACAACACCUUCCCCACGGCGGUGCUGUUCAGCAUCAGCCUCAGCACGCUGGAGGCCUGUGGAAACACACUGGUGGUUUCUGCAGCUCAGGGCUACAAUGCUUAUGGAAAUAUGUCCCUAGUGCAGAUAGGAAAUGUAUCAGGCUACAUUGACACCCCAGACCCUCCAACCAUCAUUAGCUACCUGCCUGGCCUGCUGUAUAAAUUCAGCUGCAGUUAUCCUCUGGAGUAUCUGGUCAACAACUCUCAGCUGGCUUCAUCUUCAGCUGCUAUAUCAGUAAAAGACAACAAUGGCACGUUUGUGAGCACCUUGAGCUUGAUUCUGUACAAUGACUCGUCCUUCACUCAACAGCUGUCCAUCCCCAUGGCUGGUCUACCACUGAAGACCAGAGUGUUUGCCGCAGUGAGGGCUACUAACCUAGACAGGAGGUGGAAUAUCCUGAUGGAUUACUGUUACACCACUCCCUCUGGGAAUCCCAAAGAUGAGAUACGCUAUGACCUUUUCUUCGGAUGUCACAAAGACCCGCAGACGACCGUUUUCGAGAAUGGGAAGAGUCAGAUGGGACGCUUUGCAUUUGAGGUUUUCCGCUUUGUGAAGCAUAAAAACCAGAAAAUGUCCACUGUCUUCCUGCACUGUGUCACAAAGCUGUGCCGGGUCGAUGACUGUGCCAUGUUGAUGCCGAUCUGUGCUAGAAGAAGGAAACGGGAGGAGAGUCCAGCUCCACCUCCUGGAGAUGCAGUCAUAACUGCAGGCCCCAUAAUCACCAGGGGUGAUGAAACUCCUACCAACAACUCCCAGCUUGCAAGUGAUCAUUCCCUACAGCUGGACACUGUGACUAGUGCUCUGGUCUCAGGGGUGGUGGUGCUGGGGGUCAUGAGCCUGGGCUUCUUUAUCCUCUCUCUCAGGCUGCUCCGGAGGUCCAGUCCCUCGACCCUGACCGUAGUCCGCAACCCCAGUUUCAAAUGA
This is a messenger RNA of Pygocentrus nattereri (red-bellied piranha), 1218 nucleotides long. Its product is annotated as zona pellucida-like domain-containing protein 1. The record is from RefSeq and is a predicted model, not a curated record. Lineage: Eukaryota; Metazoa; Chordata; Actinopteri; Characiformes; Serrasalmidae. Gene Ontology annotation, cellular component: cell surface. Bases 1 to 1218 code for a protein of 405 amino acids. The transcript has 10 exons.